This is a messenger RNA of Durusdinium trenchii, 2094 nucleotides long. NCBI's taxonomy places the organism in Eukaryota, Dinophyceae, Suessiales, Symbiodiniaceae. The record is from the annotation of a GenBank genome assembly.
AUGGAUCCCCAGGAGGUGCUGAGCCCUGAAGACCAGCAGCGCUUCCUGAUGGCUCGACUGCUGCUACGACAGCCCAAGCUGGCCUUGCUGGAUGAACCCUUGGCAAACUUGCCAGAUGAGGAUGCCCUCCGCUUGCUGCGGCAGAUCCCCAGUGAUACGGCGAUCGUGAGCUUUUCAAGGCGUCACCGGGAGCCGACUCGUCGCUUGGCUGCUGCUCAUCAUCGCGUCCUUGAACUGGUGGGAGCGACCGCCACGGAAGAUCAGGUGGGCGAAGGAAAGAAGACGAGCGCUGCGCGGCCAAUCCGCUUGGGGCACAAAGUGAAAAGCACCGAGUCGGAGAUGGGUUACUCAGAGAAUGCCAGAAGAUCCACUACUGGAGCUCCCAAUCUGAAGACCUUCAAAGGCCUAGGACCCUGUGAUGAGCGCAGCGGAAUCGGCCGGAAUCGAUGGCGGGAUCGGGGCGGUGUGGUUGGAUUGGCUUCACAAGCCAAGGAUGCCACGGUGGCCGCCAUGGGCGAUGCGGCCUCGGGGCUUUUCUCUUGGCACGGGCAAUGGGAGAAGUUGCCAAGGGGCAUUGCGAAGUCCUCACAUUAUGAUGCAGUUGCUUCAGGCGUCAAUGCGAGGUAUUUGGAGAAUCUCUACUUGCAGUGGAAGGUGAACCCUUCGAAGUUGGACGCCCAGUGGAACGACUACUUCCGAGCGCUGGAGGCAGGCACGAGCUUGAGCUCCACCGGCGUGGUGGGCUCGGGGGGCGCUGGAGGGCUGCAGAACCUGAUCCGAGCCUAUCAGGUUCGAGGCCACGAGUCGGCGAACCUGGAUCCCUUGGGCCUCCAUGCCUGGCGAAAGUGGGAGCAGAAGGGCCUGUCGGAGAGCGUCCCUGAGUUGGACCCGAGCUUCCACGGCUUUAGCGAAGCGGACUUGGGCAAGGCCUUUCAGGUGAGCUUGGCGGGGCUCAACGGAGAACACACGCUGCAAGAGGUGGUGGACACCCUGAAACGGACGUACUCAGGCUCCGUUGGCAUCGAGUAUAUGCACAUCGGUGACUUGCAGAAGAUCGAAUGGGUGAGACAAAGAGUGGAGGAUCCCAAUUUCAUCCCAUCGGAUAAGAACAAACUCCUGAAGGUCUACCAGGAGCUCUUGAAGGUUGACACCUUCGAGCAGUUCUUGAACGUGCAGUACAAGACCACCAAGCGCUUUGGCGUGGAUGGCGGCGAAGCCGCCGUCGCAGGCGUGAAUGCCGCCAUUGAGAAGGCCGCGGCGCUGGGCAUGACGGAGUGCGUCCUCGGAAUGCCCCAUCGAGGGCGAUUGAACGUGCUCACAAAUGUGGUUCGGAAGCCUUUGGUGCAGAUGUUCGCUGAGUUCAAGGGGACGCACUACGAUUUCGAAAGCUUGGUGGAAAAGAGCGAAGGUGACGACUGGCUCUUCGCUGGGGAUGUGAAGUACCACUUGGGAACCUCCCAGACCUUCAGCUUGCCGGGUGGAAACACCAUCACGGCCACACUGGAAGCGAACCCCUCCCAUUUGGAGACUGUGAACACGGUCACCUCGGGCCGAGCCAGAGCGAAACAGUACUAUUUGGGCAACGAUGCUGAGUCCCGCACGCGGGUUCUACCUAUUCUCUUCCAUGGCGAUGCUUCCUUUGCUGGUCAGGGAGUUGUUUAUGAGACCAUGCAACUGGCUCACGUGAAGGAGUUCGAUGUCGGUGGGACCAUCCACGUGAUUAUCAAUAAUCAGGUGGGCUUUACGACGGAUCCUGUGGACGAUCGAUCCACCAUGUACACCUCUGAUGUUGGCAAGACCUUCAACCUUCCAAUCUUGCACGUGAAUGGCGAUGACCCCGUGGCCGUGAUCAGUGCCUUUGAGUUGGCCGCGGAGUGGCGUCAACAUUGGCAGACCGAUGUGCCUCGGGUCUUGGUGGUGGGAGGAGGAUGUGGUGGCCAAAAAGAGGGAGGGGAGUUCGACUUGUCUUCUCUUUUUGCAUUGGUUCGGGGCAAACGAUUCGACGUGUUUCGGAGAGCAGUUUUUGGAAAGGCAGAUGAUCGCCCCGUGGGCGGUUCCAGUGGUUGGAUGCUGCUGUGCAAGUUCUUCUUUUAA